Eimeria acervulina is the source of this 5484-nucleotide messenger RNA. Its product is annotated as subtilase family serine protease, putative. Gene Ontology annotation, biological process: proteolysis. The transcript is spliced from 6 exons. The record is from RefSeq and is a predicted model, not a curated record. The coding region runs from base 1 to 5484 and encodes 1827 amino acids. Gene Ontology annotation, molecular function: serine-type endopeptidase activity. NCBI's taxonomy places the organism in Eukaryota, Apicomplexa, Conoidasida, Eucoccidiorida, Eimeriidae.
AUGAUAGGGGUGUUUGAGGUGGCCCCCAAAGGGAGACCCAUAAGGCAGCAGCCAGCAGCAGCAGCGCUGCACGAAGACGCAGCAGCAGCAGCAGCAGCAGAAACAGCAGCAGCAGAAGCACGCCAGGAACAAGACACGUUGCUCCGCGAUACAGUAGCAGCUGCAGCACCAAAGCGUCCAGCAGCAGCAGCAGCAGCAGCAGCACCAACAGCAGCAGCAGUUACACCCACAGUAGCGGCAGCGCCUGCUGCUGCAGAAGAACCAGCAGCAACAGAAACAGCAACAGCAACAGCAACAGCAACAGCAGCAUCAGGAGCAGCGCAACUGUUUGCACAAGCAGCACCAACACCAGCAGCAGCAGCAGCACAAACAGCAGCAUACAAGCAGCCUCAUCGCCGUGACGGUUUGGGGCCCCUGCAUGCAUCUGCUGCACCUGACAGACAAAUUGAGGGGGCCCCCCGAGGCGCUGCUGCAAUUGCAGCAGCAGAAGACUUUAAAGAGGAAGCAGCGUCUAGGGGCCCCCUAGGGGGCCCCUCUUGGGGGGCCCCCAAAGGUGGGGCCCCCCCCUCUCAAUCAGAGUCCUUUAUAGGGGCCUUCCUCUCUCAGACGUCUUCAGAGGGUCCCCUAGGGGCCCGCCGUGGGGGGCCCCCCAAGGUACCUAGCGGGGGGCCCCCAGGGGCCCCUAGUGGGGGGCCCCCAGGGGGCUCUAGUGGGGGGCCCCCAGGGGGCCCUAGUGGGGGGCCCACAGAGGCCUCUAGUGAGGGCCCCUUAGAGGCCCUUAGUGGGGAUAGCCCAGGGGGCCCUACUAGGGGGCCCUCAGGGGCCCCUGAUGGGAGCUCAUUAGGGGCUCCUGAUGAGGGGCCCCCGGCCUUUGAAGGCCCUGAUGGGGGGCCCCUUGGGGGCCCUGAUGGGGGGCCCCUGGGGGGCCCCCAAGAGGGUGUAUUGGUGUAUGCUCAGAGUUUUGUUUUGGAGGUACCUUUUGCUGCUUUGAGCGCCCCGAGAAAUAUGCGGAGCUCUUCGAUGGUGGCGGUGGCUGUGGGGCCCCCAGUUGUGCUGCAGGUGAAGGAGACAGCAGAUGAAGAGACAGCAGAUGAAGAGACAGCAGAUGAAGAGACAGCAGAAGAGCGGACAGCAGAGAAAGCGACAGGAGAGAGGGAUGCAGAGCCUAUGUGGGUGAGAGCAGCAGAUCUGAUGCUAAGCAAGCAGCAUAUACAAGUUGCUGUCCCCUCAGGUUCUGCUGCUGCUGCUGCUGCGCUGCUGCGAGUAAAAGCAGAAGCACCUGUGAGGCUUACUGUUCGAUUGGAGACAGAUUGGAGACAAACUGCAGCAGCACUCAGAAAAUCCCUCGCACAAAUAGACGCCCAGCAGCAGCAGCAGCAGCAGCAGCAGCAGCAGCAGCAGCAAAAGGAAGAGGCUGAGGACAGGGGCCUCUUAGCGCGCUUGAGAAGAGACACUUGGGGUAUGCCUGCGUCUCCUAUCUCCAGUAUUGGCUACAGACUCGCACCGCUGCAGCAUGAAGAGACACCCCACACACGCAGGCUGCAGCAGCAGCAGCAGCAACAGCAGCAACAGCAGCAGGAGCUGCUGCGGCUAGCCCUCUCUGAGCCGUUGAGUGAAGAGUCCCUUGCAUCUGCUGCUACUGCUGCUGCUGCAGUGCAGCAGCAAGUAGAUGCUGCUAUUGCAGCAGAACUUGCUGCAGCAAUUGGGGCAGAGAGCUCCUCUCGCUCCCGACGGAGACCCACCCCACCGAGACGCGAGCAGCAGCAGCAGCAGCAGCAGCAGCAGCGGCUGCAGCAGCAGCAGAAGCAGCAGCAGAAGCAGCAGCAGAGGCAGCAGCAGAAGCAGCAGCAAAGGGAAGCAGCUCGCAGGCCCUCAAGGACGCUGCAGCAGCUGCCUCCACAGAAAGGAGACACCAAAACUCAGCAGUCUAUACACCCCACGGCCCCACCCCUCAAAGAGAGCUUAUUCGUGUCUCCGCAGCAGCAGCAGCAUCAGAAACAGCAGCAACAACAACAACAGGUGCAGCAGCAGAAGCAGCAACAACAGCAGCAGCAGAAGCUGCAGCAGAAACAGUCGAAGCAGCAAAAGCAGCAGCAGCAACAGCAACAAUCAAAGAACCCAAAACCCAACCAACAGCAGGAGCAGCAACAGCGCCAGCAGCAGCAACAGCAGCAGCAGCAGCAGCAGCAGGUGGCAAUGGUUGACUUUGAGGCCUUUGACGCCAGUGAGGUGUAUCUAAACCGCGUCCUUGUGGGGUGGAGGUGCAGCAAAGAGGAGACAGAAGAGCUGCGGAGACAGGCUAAUAGAAAACCUCUUAAGGGGGGCCCCCCUCUGCCAGCUGCUGCUGAUGUUUCUGCUGCUGUUUCCUUCGCAGACAGCAGCAGCAGCAGCAGCAGCAGCAGGGAUACGAGGGUGCGGAUGAACAGCAAAGAAAGCAGCAGCAGUAGCAGCAGCAAACCGUCUCUCUAUGUCCCUCCGCAGUUGCCGCUAGACCCGGCAGCGUUUGCUGCGAAAGAGAUAGCAGCAACAGGAGGAGCAGCAGCAGCAACAGCAGCAGCAGCAGCAGCAGACAGCAGCUUAAGGGGGGCCCCCAAAAUGCCUCUUGGCAGCCUGCAGUUUGAUGUCCGGGGAUUCAGAGACAAAUACAGAACACGCCGCUACACGGAGACACUUAAACGAAGGAGACUUGCUGCAGACAGCAGCAGCAGCAGCAGCAACAGCAACAGCAACAACAACAACAGCAGCAGCAGCAGCGGGACGUCGGCUAGGAGAUUGCAGGUGCUGGAAGAAGCAGCAAAGGGGGCAGGAGCUCUUAUUAAAGACGUUAGGCGUAUAUACAGCAGACUCAAAUCAACAGGGGGGAGUGCAGCGCAGCAGCUACCAGCUGAUGCUGCUGCAGCUGGUAAACGAGAUGCUGCUGCUGCUGCUGCUGCUUCUGCUGCUGCUGAAGAAGGAGGAAAUACUGCUCCCUCUCGGCGGGCACAGAAGCUCUGGCCCGGAGACACAGCAAAGGAGACAGGAGACACUUCAGCAGCAAAGACAAAUGCAGCAGCAGCAACCCUUUUAUACGAGUCUCUAGAACUGUGCGGCGUAGACCUCCUGACGCUUGACUAUCCCCAGACCAGCAGCAGCAACAGCAGCAGCAGCAGCAGCAACAGCAACAGCAACAGCAGCAGCAGGAUCAUGCAGGAAGACUUGUUAUCACUUCAGCAGUUCUUGCAGCAACUGGUAGACGCCAGCAGCUCCUCUAGAGACAUUCUUUUUGUGUCUCCUGACGCUCCGAUAAGGGCCCAGCGCAAGCCACAGCAGCAGCAGCAGCCGCAGCAGCAGCCUGCAGCAACAGCAGAGGCAGGAAGCGCGGCAGCAGCAACCGCAGCAACCGCAGCAGCCGCAGCGACAGCAGCAACGGCAGCAGCAGCAGCAAGUGCAGCAGGAAGCGCAGCAGCAACGGGGGAAGAAGCCGGCUUGAAGGGGUCUCGCCAGCUGCAGAGGUUAGCUGAUAAUGCGUUUAUUGCUGUGUCUCCCUCGGAGUCUUCUGCGGCAGCAGCAGCAGCAGGAGGUGUAACAGGAGGCGGAGCAGCAGCAGCAGCAGCUUCUCGUCUUGGAGCGCCUAAUGACCCUCUGUUCAAUCUUCAGUGGGCUUUGGGGGCCCCCCCACCUGAGGGGGGCCCCCAUGCUGCUGCUGCAUGCGAAGCAGGAAGUGCAGCAGCACUUCUCGGCGUCUCUUGGAGUUCGCCGUGGCUGCUGCGCAGUGAUUACGCUCGCUCGCAGCUGCUGAAGGUUAGGGAUUUAUGUCAGGGAGUAUCAAGAGACACCAGCAGCAGCAGCAGCAGCAACAGCAGCAGCAGCAGCAGUAGUAGUGAUGGUAGUAGCGGCGGGGGAGGUGGCAGGAGAGGCGGUGGCGGCAGCAGCAGCAAGAGGAGCAGCAGCAGCAGCAGCAGCAGCAGCAGCAGCAGCAGGCAUGUUGAGGAGUUGUCUGCAGAGGAGGGGGGAAAGGAGACAGCAAAUGAAGAGGAGGAGACAGCAGCAGCAACUGCUGCUAACGGAAUUGAUAUGCUGCGUGUCUGGCGGUUAGGGGCCCUCGCAGCAGCAGACGAUGUUGCUGUACCCGUCGCUGUUAUUGAUACUGGUGUUAAUUACCUUCACCCGGAACUGUCUCUUUCUAUGUGGGUAAAUCGCAAAGAACUUCACGGACAGACAGGGGUAGACGACGACGCAAACGGGUUUAUUGAUGAUGUCUUUGGCUGGAACUUCCUAAUGAAUAAUAAUAACCCGAUGGAUGAUAACGGGCACGGGUCGCAUGUAGCAGGGAUAGUGGCAGCUCGUCGAAACAACGCAGAGGGUAUAAGCGGCAUAAGUCAGCACAGCGCGGUGAUGGCGCUAAAGAUUUUAGACGGCGGCGGAGAAGGAGACGUUUCUCAUGCAGUCCCCGCUAUUCAAUACGCCGUUCAAAACGGUGCUAAAAUACUCACCAACUCUUGGGGCGGUGUCACUGGUGCAGCAGCUCAUAUAUUAGGUUUGUUGCUGCAGCAAGCAGUAGCGAGUGCAUCAGACACAGUCUUCAUAACAGCAGCAGGAAAUGAAGGUCAAGAUAUUUCGCUGUCUCCUUAUUACCCUGCAUCAUUUGUAAGAGAUUGGUCUCUAACUGUCUCCGCAUACACCCGAAAGGGGACUGUCCCCUCUUGGGCUAACAUAGGCAAGCAAACAGUACAUCUUACAGCCCCAGGAGAGCUCAUCGCUUCUACCUGGCGCACCCCAGAUGUCUCCAUCAACCCACAACAACAAACCACCAAUGGGGGCCCCCAGGGGGGCCCCCAAGGGGGCCCCCAAGGGGGCCCCCAACAGGGGCCCUCAGGGGGCCCCUCAAGGGGCCCCUUCCCUGAGGGCCCCACGGAGAUCGCUUCAGGAGACACUCAGGGGCCCGCGAUUGACGGGGGGGCCCCUGGGGGCCCUCAAGGAGGGGGGGCCCCUGGGGGCCCCCAAGGGAGGGCCCCUGGGGUGUAUCGUGUGACUAGCGGGACUAGCAUGGCUGCACCUAUGGUGAGCGGUGUAGCAGCAGAAGUUUUGUCGCUGUCUCCUUUAGCAAUACCGCAGCAAGUUGUGGAUGUACUGGUGAGAGGGGGUGAAGGAGACAGGAGACACUUGGGGCUGUCUAUGACUGGGAGACGCCUUAACGCUCUGCAUGCGCUGCUGCUGGGGAGGCUUUUAUUUGCCUUUCCCUCUCAUCAUCAUCUCUAUUUAAAAGGAGACACUGAGGAGACACUUAAAAUAGAAUUUGAUGCUAGCAGAUUGCCCCCAGGUGUAUAUACAGCUAAGCUGCUGCUGGUGUACGCAAGACAAAAACCAGAAGAGACUACUGCAGCUACAGGGGCUACUGCAGCAGCAGCAGCAGCAGCAGCAGCAGCAGCAAAACUGUCUCCUGCGAGGGGACGCCUAGUUGAAAUUGUCUCCGUGCAAAUUCCCCUAACUCUCCAUGUGCUGUAA